Messenger RNA from Protopolystoma xenopodis, 420 nucleotides. Lineage: Eukaryota; Metazoa; Platyhelminthes; Monogenea; Polystomatidea; Polystomatidae. The record is from the annotation of a GenBank genome assembly.
AUGAACCUCCGUCUCUUGCUACAGGUGCUCGGUAGCUUUAUUCUUUUACACCAUUUAAACGGAGCUGUCUUCGCUGCUGAGCCAGCUGGAGAGUACAGUCUUGAAGCCUUGACGCCAUCUCAUCAGCAAGAUCUGUACAUCUCCCAGACGGACACAGACAAGCGGUGCAGCCCUUCGCUCAAACAGGGCAGGCUUCGCUUCGAGCUCUGGGUAGUUGUCCUACUCGGAGUGCUCUAUUCAACCGUCUUUGUGCUCUCCAUCAUCGGCAAUAGCUUUGUCCUGGCAACUGUGGUGCGCAACCCUGAGAUGCGUUCCUCCACGAAUUUGUUCAUUUGCAACUUGUCAGUUGCAGAUCUGCUCGUGACAAUCUGUGGCCUGCCAAUCACGUAUCUGCAGAAUGUAUUUGAGGGUGAGAAAUGA